GCGGCGGCGGCGGCGGCGGCGCGGAGUGGGUAGAGGGUGCGCGGGGGCCCGGGGCGCGCGGACAGCGGCCCGAGCGCGAGCCGUAUGCGUGCAUGGAUCCGAGCGCCGCGCUGCACCGGCGGCCCGCGGGCGGCGGCCUGGGCGCGGUCUCCCCGGCGCUGUCGGGCGGCCAGGCCCGCCGGAGGAAGCAGCCCCCCAGACCCGCCGACUUCAAGCUGCAGGUCAUCAUCAUCGGCUCCCGAGGCGUGGGCAAGACCAGCCUGAUGGAGCGCUUCACCGACGACACGUUCUGCGAGGCCUGCAAGUCCACCGUGGGUGUUGACUUUAAAAUCAAGACUGUAGAACUAAGAGGGAAGAAGAUUAGAUUACAGAUCUGGGACACAGCAGGGCAGGAGCGAUUUAACAGCAUUACCUCAGCCUAUUACAGAAGUGCCAAGGGGAUCAUACUUGUGUAUGACAUCACCAAGAAAGAGACGUUCGAUGACUUGCCAAAGUGGAUGAAGAUGAUUGAUAAGUAUGCUUCCGAGGAUGCUGAGCUUCUCCUGGUCGGAAAUAAGCUGGACUGUGAAACAGACAGAGAAAUCUCCAGGCAGCAAGGAGAAAAGUUUGCACAGCAGAUAACCGGGAUGCGCUUCUGCGAAGCCAGUGCCAAGGACAAUUUCAAUGUGGACGAGAUCUUUCUGAAACUCGUUGAUGAUAUUCUGAAAAAGAUGCCUCUCGAUGUUUUGAGAAACGAGUUAUCCAAUAGCAUCCUUUCCCUACAACCAGAGCCCGAGAUCCCACCAGAGCUGCCUCCACCGAGACCACAUGUCCGAUGCUGUUGAUUUGAUACUCUGGAGAUGGUGCAAGCAAUUCCUAGAAGGGGGAAAACAUUCUGUUCUGCACUACAAUCACGUGACAAUUUCCUUUCGCACUUUGUAACCCAAGUCAGCUAUACACUAACUUGUAAAUAUGCAAAUACGCAAUCCUGGGUAAGGUUGGGUUAUAUAAGUUACACACUUCCCUUCAAAUUAUAUUUCCUCAUUACCCCAGUGUCUAGUGUGCACACACUGGGAGACGUAGUACUUCUAAUAUGAAGAAUGGGAGAGAAGAAAGAUGUAAUAUUUCUCAAGUACUAUAAAUGUCCUUGUUAAUUACAUUACAAGGCAGACACUCCAAUGAGAAUAGAGGACCUGGUGCUUCACUUGCUGUUUCAAUGAAAAUCUACAAAAUGAAAAUCUGAAGAUUUUUUUUGAAAAGGAAGACAUGACAACCGCCUUUUCUUUAUUUAUGAGGCUUUCUCCAUGUAACAUCUCAAGGUUUGGAGUGUCUUUGCCCCAAAGCAAAGCUCCCUUCACAGCCACCAGUGAAAUUGCAUAUGGGCUAGUGAGAAGGUUUUCCUGGAUAGGGGACUGGAUUGGACUUGGUCCUGUGGCUGCAGAAUCCUGGGGGUUGGUUUCCCAUUGGCGGUGACCUGCUUUUAAGAAUGAAAAAGAGUCAAUAGAGAAAGAACCGAAGGGCUGGGAUUGUAGCUCAGUGUUUGAGCAUUUGUCCAGGAUACAUGAGUCUCUGGAUUCAGUCCCCAUCAUCACAAGGAAAGAAAGAGAUAAAGAAAAAGAAGCAUUUUUGAAACUAUAGAAAAGAUUUUAAAAUCACACUGCUGUCCUACACAAAUCCUGUUUAAAGGGAUUUUAGGAGUUACAUUUUAGUAUAUCAAGGAAAAUACAUGCAUUUGCCUAAACAUUCUGUAUCUUUGUAAUGAUGAACUUCUCCCCUUGAUGGUGAAGCUUAUUCCUAUUAAGCCUAGACUGUGUUCGAGUUUUCUUGUUUUUUUUUUUUUCCUUGAGGGUUUUUUUUUUUUUCUGGUCUGAUAAGGAAUUUGUGAACUCUAUCUUUGGUAUAUCUUUUAUUAAACUGCACUGUUUUGUUUAGUCAAGGUAAAUAAGUAUGUAUUUGAAUAACUUGGCGUGUCUUGAGUGUUGUGGUAUGAGAAGCAUCGUGGUCUUUCUACACUAAUGAAGUGCAAAUAAAAUUUUGUAUUUAUGAAUGACA
Messenger RNA from Arvicanthis niloticus (Nile rat), 2031 nucleotides. RefSeq names its product RAB12, member RAS oncogene family (gene Rab12). Gene Ontology annotation, molecular function: GTPase activity; GTP binding. Gene Ontology annotation, biological process: Rab protein signal transduction. NCBI's taxonomy places the organism in Eukaryota, Metazoa, Chordata, Mammalia, Rodentia, Muridae. The record is from RefSeq and is a predicted model, not a curated record.